UUUAUAUCUAUGGCUCACUGUAUAUGUACACUGUAGUUCAAUCGUCUGUAUUUGCCCAAAAGUAUUAAACCCAAUUUAUAUACUGAUAUCAACGAAAUAAACCGAAAAGUUUGAAAUCUAACAUAAACAGGCAACUUUAUAGUUUUGUCUCAACUGAUAAUUGAUAAAUCUCCAAACAAAGGCAGCAAAACAACUUUAAAGAUUUGGAAGUUCACAAACAGUGAUUUUUAAAGGCACUUCAAGCUCAAAAUAACUAUAAACUACUUUGCAACUAUACAUAAUAAUGGCACUCGAUAUUAAGGAAGAAAUUAAAUUGUCAAAUACGAAAAAAUGUGGGGAAAUAACGGCAUUGUUCUCUAUAGGAAAGAAAGAUUUUUUACUGAAUUGCGAUUUUUGCGAAUGUUCUUUCCAACAGUUGGAAAACUUCGUGUGUCAUAUGUACGAAGACCAUCCGUCCGAAUUUCCAGAGCUAAAAUCUGAUGAAGAAGAUGUGCAAAUAUAUGAGGAUAAAGAAAAUGUGAAAUCUUUGGUGAAGCUAGAAAGGAUAGAGGUCGUCGAGGAUUAUGAUAGUUGUUCAAGAGAUUUUGAAAGAGUUGAAAUAGAACUGGAUUCAGUCGAUACAAGGGAGACACUAGAUAACAGUGAAGACGAGAUAUCAGAAAACGCAAUGGACGAAUGCAGUUAUGAUAUGAAUAGCUAUGAUGAAUCCAAUGAUACUGAAGGGUCAUAUAAAGUUUGUGAGAAUAAUGAUGACGUAGAAGCGAUUGCUGAUCGAGAGUCGAUCGAUCUGAAGAAAAUGUUCCCUAUCGCGAAGAUGCAGUUAAUUUUUUCAAGUUACGUAGCUCACCCUGCGCUAUGGGAUAAAGAAAUUAGAACUUCAAUAAGUUAUAAAGAGAAAACCGAAUUGUUCAAGCUUAUAGCUGCAGAAGUAGGCAUGCCAGAUGAAUGGGAAAACAUUCGGAAGCUAAUUAAGAAACUAAGCUUUAAAAUUCAAACAGAGAUUAUACGCAAAAGGAUUUAUGAAUCAAAAGGCCGAUUGUAUACACCUACUUGGUAUACAGAUCCAAACUCUUUUUUGAAACAAAGGCCUGGUCCACCAAAAGAGGCCAAAGUGGAAGCAACAAAAAGUUACGAUCUUCCUUCCACAUCUAUUACCGAUGCGCAAUGUGUGCUUUUAGCUGCACUUUACAAAGAUUUACCCUGCCUGUGGGAUGAAAAAGAUAUUACCUAUAGAUUUAGUAACCGACGCCGGGAAGCAUUGACACUUAUACAUACAGAAUUUAACAUGAAAUCUGGACUAAAUAUAACCGAACAAGAUUUGGAAAGAGAAAUUGCAAGGCUGCGGAAAAUUUGUACAAAAGAAAAGAGACAAAAAAUAAAGUACAAAAAAACUCAAUCUAUGUAUAUUCCAACUUGCCCGUAUUAUGAUCACAUUUCAUUCCUCGAAGUCGAUGUUGGCCCAUAUGAAUGCUCCAUAUGUGAAAAAUUAUUGGCGGGAUUGGGACAGUACAAAGUUCACUUAGCAUCUCACGAUGGUUCGCUGCCAUUUAAAUGCCAUCUCUGCGGACAUGGUUUUAAAGUGGCCGCUAAUUUAACCGUCCAUUUACGAAGACAUGUCCAAGACUACACGUAUAUAUGUGAGAUAUGCUCCAAAGCCUUUGCUACAUCUACAGAUUUAAAAAUUCAUAUACGUUCCCACACUGGUGAAAAACCAUACUUUUGUGAUAUUUGCGGUAAAAAACUUCAAACCGGAUCACUAUUCAGUACGCAUAUGCGACGGCAUGAGAAUCGACCACUCCACAAGUGUGAAGUAUGCUCAAAAACUUUCUAUACAAGAAAAUUAAUAAGGGAGCACAUGAAUGUACACACAAAAAUUCGAGACAAAAUUUGUAAUGUUUGCAACAAAGGAUUCACAAGUACUAAACACCUAAACCAACAUAAACAGAUCCAUGCAGCAGAAAAGAAAUAUUUAUGUAAAAUUUGUGGUAAACGCUUCGCACAAUAUGCAGGUCUUAGUGUACAUAUGAAAUCGCAUGGGACAACGUUAACCAACAGCACAACUAAAGACCUUCUUUAUUAAUAUAUUUAUUUAUACUAAAUUUACUAUUAAAAUAAUUUAAGUCCAUUUAAUUUUUUUGUAAUUGAAAGCCCAUCUCAAUAAAAGGUAAUUCAUAUUUUUGUUGCAUCGAAAA
Molecule: messenger RNA, 2192 nt
Organism: Anastrepha ludens (Mexican fruit fly)
Lineage: Eukaryota; Metazoa; Arthropoda; Insecta; Diptera; Tephritidae
Product: zinc finger protein 287-like
Exons: 5
Coding region: 284-2080 (598 amino acids)
Biological process (GO): regulation of DNA-templated transcription
Molecular function (GO): DNA-binding transcription factor activity, RNA polymerase II-specific; RNA polymerase II cis-regulatory region sequence-specific DNA binding
Source: RefSeq, a predicted model, not a curated record